Molecule: messenger RNA, 1482 nt
Organism: Strongyloides ratti
Lineage: Eukaryota; Metazoa; Nematoda; Chromadorea; Rhabditida; Strongyloididae
Product: Gamma-interferon-inducible lysosomal thiol reductase
Exons: 4
Coding region: 1-1482 (493 amino acids)
Molecular function (GO): oxidoreductase activity, acting on a sulfur group of donors, disulfide as acceptor
Source: RefSeq, a predicted model, not a curated record
AUGUUUUACUUUUAUGAUAUUAAAUUAUGUCUUUUUUUAUUGUUAAUAUGGAUAAAAGUUUCUCAACAAAUAUGUACAUUACCACCAGAUUUUUGGUGUGAAUCAGAAGAUAUUGCAUUAAAAUGUACUGGAUCAUUAAAAUAUUGUGAAAGUUACAAAAGAAACAUUGAAAAUAAUAAAAAUAAAAUUAAUAUGAAAGCUUCUUUUGAAGCUUUGUGUUCUGAUUCAAUGGCAUUUGUUUUCAAUCGCCUUAGUAAUACAAUUUUAUCAAAUAAAGAAUCAUUAGAAACUGUUAAUUUUGAAGCUGUACCAUGGGGAUUAGCAAAAAGGAAGGAAAAUGGACAAGUUCAAUGUCAACAUGGAAUCAAAGAAUGCCAAUUUAAUACACUAUUCUCAUGUUCUAAUAGUAUUAUAGAAAAUGAUUAUAAUAGAGCAAAAUUUUUUUCAUGUGGAAUGAAACAAAUUAUUAAUAAUGUUAAGGCAAAAGAUAUUAUUAAUAAAUGUGGAAUAUUAAAAAGUAUACUAACAAAAAAAGAAACAGAAUUAAUUGAAAAUUGUAUUAAUGGUAAUAAAGGUAUUCAACUUCAAGAAGAAGCUGAAAUUAUUACAAAAAAAAUAUUGAAUUCACCUAAUUUUGUACCACAAAUUUUAAUUGGUGAUAAUGAUAAGACAAUGGAUAUGCAAAUUUAUCAAUUAUUACUUAAAGAAAAACCAUCAAUUUGGAAGGCAUCAUUAAAGAAUAUAAAAAGUGGAGGAAAUAAAAUUAAUAAUUGUACAACACCUCCUGAUUUCUGGUGUUCAACUGAAAAAAUAUCUAAUGAAUGCUUUACAAAUGAAAUGUGUUUAAAAUAUAAAAAUGAGAUAUUAGAUAAAAAAAUUGAUUUAAAUAUUUUAUAUGAUCCAGAAGAACCAGUUACACAAAGAAUGAUUUCAGAAUCAUUGAAAGAUACAUUUAUUGAUAAUUAUGCUUAUAAUAUUCAAGACGUUUUUACACUAAAAUUAACCCCAAUAUGGAAUGAAUGGAAUAAAAAUGAUUGUAAUAAUCGUGUAACAAAAGGAUGUCGUAAUAUUGCUGUUUACCAUUGUAUUUCAAAACAUAUAGAUAAUUUGAAAACAUCUACAAGAUUACAGAUGUGUUUAAUGAACUCAAAAUUGAAUAAAGAUAAAUUGGCAUUUGAUUCAUUAAAUGAUGAUUGUAGAAAAAAAUUUUUUAAUCUUCCUUUACCAAUUAAAAAUACAAUACUAAAAUGUACACAUGGUCAGAAUUAUAAUUCUCUUAUUAUGGAAUAUGAAAAAUUUAUUAGUACAAUUACACCAGAUAAAAUGACAAAAGAACCUUGGUUAUUAAUUAACAGUUAUAGUCUUAGUAAUGCACAAAAUUAUUUACCAAUUCUUGAUAAAAUGAUGUGUAUUUGGUAUAAUGGAAAAAAUCAUGAUAGACAAUUUUGUGGACGUUGUGAAUAUGAAGAAUCAAGAUGUUAA